Messenger RNA from Elephantulus edwardii (Cape elephant shrew), 609 nucleotides. Its product is annotated as mast cell protease 3-like. Gene Ontology annotation, cellular component: intracellular membrane-bounded organelle; cytoplasm. The coding region runs from base 1 to 609 and encodes 202 amino acids. Gene Ontology annotation, biological process: proteolysis. NCBI's taxonomy places the organism in Eukaryota, Metazoa, Chordata, Mammalia, Macroscelidea, Macroscelididae. The record is from RefSeq and is a predicted model, not a curated record. The transcript is spliced from 5 exons. Gene Ontology annotation, molecular function: serine-type endopeptidase activity.
AUGGCGGUUGUUUUGUUACUUCAUGAUGGCAAGAUGACAAGAUGUGGUGGUUUCCUUGUGGAAGAAGAUAUUGUCCUGACAGCAGCUCACUGCUGGGGAAGCCUCAUGACUGUCAUCUUGGGGGCCCAUGAUAUUGGGCUACAAGAAAAGACAAGGCAGAAAAUUCGUGUGAAAAAAGCCGUCCCCCACCCUAAGUAUAACAAUAAGACUGAUACAAAUGACAUCAUGAUACUACAGCUGGACACAAAGGCCCAACUGACUGCAGCUGUGGGCCUAAUCCCUCUGCCUGGAGAAAGUGACUAUGUGAGGCCUGGGCAGAUGUGCAGUGUGGCUGGCUGGGGCUGGAUCUCUGAGAAUAAUCAAACAAGCAAGCUGCAUGAGGUGGAUCUUGUCAUUCAGGAGCACUUCCAGUGUGAGAGCCGCAUGGAGCAUUAUGACAGGACCACUGAGCUGUGCGCAGGGGACCCUCAGAAAAAGAUGUGUUCCUCUGAGGGAGACUCUGGAGGCCCCUUGGUAUGCAGAAAUAUCGCCCAGGGUGUUUGUACCGCUGGAAGCUUACCAACAGAGCAGCCAGCCUUGGUCACUCUGGCAGAGAAGGACCUUGGAUGA